Molecule: messenger RNA, 252 nt
Organism: Ilyonectria robusta
Lineage: Eukaryota; Fungi; Ascomycota; Sordariomycetes; Hypocreales; Nectriaceae
Product: LSM domain-containing protein
Exons: 6
Coding region: 1-252 (83 amino acids)
Biological process (GO): mRNA splicing, via spliceosome
Cellular component (GO): U6 snRNP; Lsm1-7-Pat1 complex; U4/U6 x U5 tri-snRNP complex
Molecular function (GO): RNA binding
Source: RefSeq, a predicted model, not a curated record
AUGGCUUCUCAGUUGCUGCCCCUCGAGCUCAUCGACAAGUGCGUUGGCUCCAGGAUCUGGGUCAUCAUGAAGGGAGAUAAGGAAUUCAGUGGGACUCUCCUUGGUUUCGAUGACUACGUCAACAUGGUGCUGGAGGAUGUGACUGAAUUUGACUACUCUGGAAAUCAUAACAAGCUACCCAAAAUCCUAUUAAACGGAAACAACAUUUGCAUGUUGAUCCCCGGAGGUGAGGGGCCAGAGGGAGGUGCUUGA